GUCCAUUUGGUGUUUCCUUUCUUUUCGCAGUCUGGGACAAGAACUAUGGCUUUCAACUGUACAUGAGUGAUCCAAGCGGCAAUUAUAGUGGUUGGAAAGCUGCAGCAAUGGGGGCCAACAAUCAACCAGCACAGGCAAUUGAGAAUGUUUCAGCUAUCUGAUUACGGGAUAGGCUGUUCACUGUCUUGUCCAUGAAUUCAUGCCUAGAUUUUGUGUCUUUAUUCACCUCCUUAGAUUGCAAAGUCCGCAGCCUUGUUCUAAUGGGAAAUUGGAAUUUACAAUUAGGUUCUUUUUUAUAAGUAAUAUGUGUGGUGCAGUCUCCUAUAUACUUGUUAUGUUUCAUAAUGACAUUUUGACUCGGUGCUGGAUAUAAUCGAAAACAUGAAGCAGUAGAGCCCAUCACCUUCAGUUUUCGAAGAGAGACCUCAAAUUUGGAGAUGUAAAAAAUGCACUGAUCUGGGGCUUUUAUUUAGUGCAUACCUUACCACAGAUUGAUACCAAUUUGUAUCAAUUUAGGGGUUAUUAGGACCCGUCAAACUUAAAGUAUAUAGUAAUUAGAAAGAUGACAGAGAAAGUUUUGACUGGGUUCUUAUAAAAAUAAGCAAAUCCAAAAAAUAGCGCAGUAUUCCAUUAAAAAAAAUUCUGAUUUUAAGACCAAUUGGCUGUAUUCUCAUUUCUCCAGCUAUUACUAUAUGUCCAAGUCCAACCGCCCUCUCUCCUUGAUGUGAUUUUUCUUGGGAAUUGUAUCAAACAACAAGAUCUGCAAGUAGCUUAAAUUUGCUUCUAACAGAAAACCAUGGCUGAAAAUCAAGAAACAGUUUUCAAGUCAGUACAAGAACUAGCAAAUGACAAUCAAGUUCCAGAAAAGUAUAUUCAUACACAAGGGUCAAUCAAUAGCUCUUCUCCCAUGCUGAAUGUGCCAGUAGUUGACCUUAGCCUUCUCACAUCCCCUGCCAGACAACAAGAGCUCAACAAACUUCAAUCAGGCCUCAAGUUUUGUGGCUGCAUCCAGGUCAUAAAUCACGGACUAGCAGAUUCAUUUCUUGACAAAGUGCAUGAAAUUAGCAAACAGUUCUUUGCUCUUCCAGCUGAAGAGAAGCUUAAAUAUGCCAGAACAGUUGUUGACAUUUAUGGAUACGGAAACGAUUCAGUUCUUUCAGAUAAGCAAAAGCUUGAUUGGACUGACAGAUUGUAUCUAAAUGUGUUCCCUGAAGCUAUAAGAAACCUCAAAUUGUGGCCCCAAACACCUGAAUGUUUCAGGGAAGUUUUUGAAGAAUAUAUCAAUAAUAUGAAGUUGUUGAGUGAGUCCCUCCUUAAGGCCAUGGCAGUGUCGUUGAACUUGGAGGAGAACUGCUUUCUGGAUCAGUGUGGAGAAGGCAGAGAGAUGAUUGCAAGAUUCAACUUCUAUCCUCCGUGUCCAACACCUGAGGUUGUACUUGGAAUCAAACCACAUGCUGAUGCAUCGGCCAUUACCAUCCUUUUGCAAGACAAAGAAGUUGAGGGGCUUCAGGUUCUCAAAGAUGAUCAAUGGUUUAGAGUACCUAUUGUCCCAUAUGGUCUCCUCGUUAAUGUUGGAGAUCAAGUAGAGAUAAUGAGCAAUGGUAUCUUUAAGAGCCCCGUGCACAGGGUGGUAACGAAUGCAGACCAAGAAAGAAACACCCUUGCUGUUUUCAUUAUGCCAGAUGUAACUGUUGGAAUUGGACCAGUGGAGAAGCUUAUCAAUGAGGAAAUGCCAAGAGCAUACAAAGACGUUAAGAAUUAUGUUGAACUCUUCUUCCAAAGCUAUCAGCAUGGGAAAAGACCAAUUGAAACAGCAAUGAUAUGCCAAGAACAAGAUUAGCUGUCAAUAAAAAGCUCCCUUUCUUGUUAUUCCAUCAAACCCCCGCUACAGUAUGUUUGUCUCUAUUUUUAUUUUUACUAGUCGUUGUUGCCUUUGCCGUACACGAGCUCAACACUAAGAUCUCAACAUGCAAGAUCUUGAAUAGGAGAAAGACAACAGUUUGAUCUAGAACCUAUUGUAAUUCCUUUACAAAAUAUACAUAUUCACAAUAUUUACCAAGCAGGAUGAAUGAAAGUUGUUUUGCGACUGAAUA
Messenger RNA from Solanum pennellii, 2093 nucleotides. RefSeq names its product probable 2-oxoglutarate-dependent dioxygenase ANS. The record is from RefSeq and is a predicted model, not a curated record. The transcript is spliced from 4 exons. Lineage: Eukaryota; Viridiplantae; Streptophyta; Magnoliopsida; Solanales; Solanaceae. Bases 797 to 1840 code for a protein of 347 amino acids.